Iphiclides podalirius (scarce swallowtail) is the source of this 5523-nucleotide messenger RNA. NCBI's taxonomy places the organism in Eukaryota, Metazoa, Arthropoda, Insecta, Lepidoptera, Papilionidae. The record is from the annotation of a GenBank genome assembly.
AUGAUUGUAGAUACCGCCAUCAGAGGACGGAAGAGAGCUUUGCGUCGUUGGCGGGCGGGCGGGCGGGCGGCCGGGUGCGCAUGCGCGCGUGCGGGGCGCGCCGCGGCGGCGCAGGCGCGGGCGGGCGCUCAGUACGCGCGCGCCUUUGCCAUGGCUCGGUGGCUGAAGGCCCUAGCGGCGCUCCUAGUGCUCGCCGCGCCCGCGCUCGCGCGCAAGCCCGCCCCCGACCGCGCCGAGCCCCAGAUCGAGGAGGUCACCGCCAAACAGCUGGAGCGCGUGCUGCAGGACAAGGACUUCGUGGCGGUGUACUGGUAUGCCAGGAGCUGCGUGACGUGCGACAAGGUGCUGGAGGAGUUGGAGAAGAUCGACGACGACACGGACACUUUCGGUGUCGACUUUGUGAAGAUCAACGACAAGCGGCUCGCGAAACAGUAUGGCAUCACGAAAUUCCCCGCCCUCACGUACUUCCGUGAGAAGGAACCGAUCAUUUACGAAGGAGAUCUCAUGGACGAGGAGAGCGUCCUGGAUUUCCUGACGAGCUUAGAAGCGAUGGACCUUCCCGACCGGAUAGAAGAGGUCAACCAGAAGAUCCUCGGAAAAAUUAUAGAGGAAACCGAAUACGUCGCAGUCUUGUUCUGUCCUGAUCUCAAAACAUGCAGCCCGCCGCUCAAUAAGCCUGAGUGCAAAAAAUGCGCGAAGGCAUUACAAGAGUUGGAGAACAUCGACGAUGAAGCUGACCAGCUCGGUAUUGGCUUCGUGAAGAUCCACGACGAGGAACUCGCCGAGGAGUACAGUCUUGGGGACUUGCCAAGACUAGUAUACUACAGGCAUCAAAUACCUAUUAUCUAUGAAGGUGAACUGAGUCGGGAAGAGGACGUAUUGGAAUGGCUGAUAGCGAACAAGUCUACUGGAGACGAGGAAGAUGUCAUCGAGGAUGUCACUGCCAAAACGCUUAAUACACUUAUUGGCAACGUGGACAACCUAGUAGUAUUAUUUUACGAUCACGGCGAUGAAGAAUCGAUGACGGUUUUGGCAGAGCUUGAAAAAAUAGACGAUGAUUGUGACCGUCACGGGAUCCAGUUUGUGAAAAUUGACGACAAGAGAGCGGCUCAGGAGUUUGGUAUCGACAAUGUUCCGGCUAUCGUCUACUUUGAAAAGCAAAUCCCUAAUGUUUACGAUGGUGACCUGGAAAAUGAAGAAGAAAUGUUAGAAUGGCUUGUAGAUCAACUAGAAAAAGAUGAAAUUGAAGAUGUUACCGACGAAAUGCUCGAUCGUCUCAUCAAGGACGGAAAAACAGUAGCUGUGUUAUUUUAUGACAACAAUGAUCGCAAAUCUCAAAAAGUGUUGAACGAAUUAGAAAACAUUGAUGAUGAAUGUGAUCAACUUGGUAUUGCGUUUGUUAAAAUUGACAACGACGAUGAGGCAAAAGAAUAUGGCAUUGAGAAAGUCCCUACACUGUUAUACUUUGAAAAGGGAAUUCCAACGUAUUACGAGGGCAAUUUAGAAGAAGAAGAGAAGGUCCUUGAUUGGCUAAGACAUCAAAGUGAAAGCGAUGAAAUUGAGGACAUCACUGAUGAAAUGCUCGAUCUAAUUAUUGAAAAAAUGCCGUAUGUCGCCGUAUUGUUCUAUGAUAAGGACCACAAAAAAAGUCAAAAAAUCUUAGCGGAACUAGAAAAUAUAGAUGAUGAGUGCGAUCAGAAUGAUAUUGCCUUCGUUAAGAUUGACGAUGACAAAGAAGCUAAGGAAUAUGGUAUUGAAAACAUUCCGACGAUGGUAUUUUUCGAGAAAGGUAUUCCUCACAUCUAUGAGGGUGAUUUAAUGAAAGAGGAUGAAUUGUUAGGAUGGUUGUUACACCAGAAACGUCAUAGUGAAAUACCAGAGGUCACCGAUGAAAUGAUGGACAAAUUAAUUGAAAACACACCAUAUUUGGCUGUUAUUUUUUACGACAAAGAUGAUAAACAAGACAUCAGAAUUCUAAACGAAUUAGAAAAUAUUGAUGAUGAAUUAGAAAAAGAAGGAAUUGUUAUUGUGAGAAUAGAUAAUGAUGCUGAGGCAAAACAAUAUGGCAUCGACCAUUUACCCACUCUGGUUUAUUUUGAAGAAAAUAUACCGGCUAUAUAUGAAGGUGAUCUCAUGAAUGAAGAUGAAGUACUGGAGUGGCUUAUUGAACAGAAAAAUAGUGCUACUAUUGAAGAAGUUACCGACGAAAUAUUGGCCGAUCUGAUCGAAGAGCACGAAUAUGUAGUUGUAUAUUUCAGUGGUACUUGUGAAGAAGGUGAGGAAUGUGACAAUAUUUUGGAAGAGCUUGAGAAUAUUGACGAUGAAUUAGAUGAAACUGGUAUUAUAUUUGUUACAACUGAAGACAUGGCAUUAGCUAAAAAAUACGGUAUUAAAACUUUCCCCACUCUCGUUUUCUUCAGAAAUAGAGAUCCAUUGAUUUAUAAAGGUGACAUUGAAGAUGAAGAUGAAGUAUUGGCUUGGCUAACUGAUGAGAACACUCUUGAAAUUCCCGGAAAAAUCGAAGAAGUGAACUCUAAGAUGUUAGAUAAAAUUUUAGAAGAAAACGAUCAUGUCGUAGUCUUCUUCUAUCGAGAGGGUGACAAGAAAUCCCAAAAAAUAUUAAGUGAGCUAGAAAACAUUGAUGAUGAGUGCGAAGAAAAGAAUAUCGACUUCAUCAAGACAUCCGAUGAAGGCGUAGACAGGGAGUACGACCUUCCAGAUUUGCCAGCAUUAGCCUUUUAUCGGCACAAAUUUAGAACGAUUUAUGAUGGAGAUUUAAUGCAUGAAGAAGCUAUUCUUAAAUGGGUACUGGAGCUUCAUGACUCUCAACCUGAUGUUAUCGAGAAUGUUGAUAGAAAAACACUCAAAGAUCUAAUUGAUGACGUUGAACAUCUCGCCGUAUUCUUUUAUAGUGAAGAUUGUGACACUUGCGAUGAUAUUUUAGAAGAAUUAGAAACUAUCGACGAUGACACAGAUAAACAUGGUAUCCAAUUCGUAAAAUCAAAAGACUCUAAAUUGGCAUCUGAUAUUGGCAUUUUCAGUUUCCCAGCAUUAGUUUACUACGAAACUGGUGUACCUAUCAUGUAUGACGGUGACUUAAAGAACGAAAAUAAGGUUCUCCAGUGGCUUGUAGAUCAAAAAAGCGAUCGCUGUUUCUACAUUGGAUUGGGAGCGAAACCGGCUGUCCCUAAAAUGACUUACGAACCCUACCAGUGCUGUCCCACUAAAGUACAAAGUCCAACAAAAGUGGCCAAAGCGACACCAACCAAGGUUCCGACAAAGAAACUCGAGAAGAAGCAACCCAGCCUAGAAAAACCAACCAAGGGAAAGAAUAAGGCUUUAACCGCUAAGCCAGACAGACCGUCCAAGGGCAAAAAAGGAAAUCUCCUGGAUGAAUCUGAAGUUCUGGAUUGGAUGGUAAAACAAAAAGAAGAUGAAAGCAUCGAAGAAAUAGAUAGAGAUAAACUAUUCAAAUACAUAGAGACUAAAGAAUUUUUGGCCGUUGUCUUUUAUAGAGAAGACGACCCAGGCAGCCCAAGAGUAUUAAGACACGUGGAACUAAUUGACGAUGAAGCUGCGGAAUAUGGAAUAAAAAUUGUCAAAUGUAGUGAUCGCCUAAUGGCAAAAAAAUAUGGCUUCCGUAAUCCACCUGGCAUAACAUAUUUUAGGAAAACGAAAUACAUAAAUUAUGAUGGUGAUAUCGACGACGAAGAAGAGAUAUUAGAUUGGUUAACAAACCCAGAGAACAUGGAAUUAACGGAUCACAUAGAGAAAGUCAAUAGGAAGAUGUUCCAGAAAAUAAGACAAACAUCUGAUUACGUUGCGGUUUUCUUUUACAGUAAUGACUGCAAACAGUGCCCAAGAGUUUUGGCUGAGAUAGAGCACAUCGAUGAUGACGCUGACGGAGCUGGAAUUAACUUCGUGAAAAUCGACGAUAGGCAGAUGGCUAAAGAAUAUGGUGUUUUUGCUCUACCCGCAGUUUUAUUCUUUAAAUUGGGAUCCAAGGAUCCCGUCAUAUACGCAGGUGACUUGUAUGACGAACAACAGUUGUUGAGUUGGCUGUUAACUCAGAAAAAUCCAGCUGGUGACGUUAUAGAAGCUCUUGAAGGAAAAGAUUUGAUAGAAUUGAUUGAAGAAUCAGGAUCGGUAGCAGUUUAUUUUUGGAAUAAGACGUUAUGUGAAAUAUGCAAUUUGAGAGCCUUGCAAAAAACGAUAAGAAAGAAAGACAAAGGACAUGAAGAUGAAGAAGGGCAGAAUGUAGAGGAUAGCCUCGAUUGUGAGCAAUGCGCAGGAAUACUAGAAGAGCUAGAGAAUAUUGAUGACGACUGUGACAGACACGAUAUAAAAUUCGUUAAAACUCAAGACUACUCGAUAGCAGAAGCAUAUGAAGAGGAAGAGGUUCUUCAAUGGCUUAUUACUCAGAAAACUGAAGAUUGUAUCGAACUCAUAACUAGAGUAAUGUUAGAGAAAAUGGUUGAAGAAACACAGUAUUUAGCAGUUUACUUCUAUAAAUUAAAUUGUCAUAUAUGUGAUCACAUCCUUGAGGGUUUGGAAAAAAUUGAUGAUGAAUGUGAUGUGUACGGAAUACACAUGGUUAAAAUACAAGAUCCACAACUUGCAAAACGAUAUUCAAUAAAGACUUUCCCAGCUAUGGUUUAUUUCAGAAACGGCAAUCCACUUCUCUUUGAAGGUGACUUGCAAAAUGAAGAGUCGAUACUAGAAUGGCUCGUUGACGACGAUAAUCGAGAACUGGCAGAUGAAAUUGAAUCGGUCAAUGACAGAAUGCUUGAAAGGCUACUUUAUGAAUCACAUUUACUAGUAGUCUUUUUCUACGACGAUGAAGAUUGUGCCGAGUGCGAGGAAAUCCUUGAAGCGCUAGAGCAAAUAGACGGGGAAGUAGAUCAAUACGGUAUUGAUUUCGUAAAGAUCGCCAGCAUCGAAGCGGCGGCUAAGCAUAACGUUGUGAAUAUUCCGUCAUUGGUAUAUUUUCGCAAACGCGUGCCCAUGCUCUACGAUGGUGAUUUGCACCAAGUGGAUAAAGUACUCCAAUGGCUGACUUCUCAAGACGUUUUUGAGAUCAAAAACGAAAUUGAGGAGGUGAACAGGAAAAUGCUCGACAAACUUUUGGAUGAGAACGAAUUCUUGGCUGUCUAUUUCUAUGAAAAAUCUGCAGAGAGCCGAGCUGUGCUGGAUAAAUUGGAAAAUAUAGAUAGCGAGACGGACAAUUUGGAUAUAACCUUUGUGAAAAUGCAAGAUCCACGCUACGCGCGUAAAUGGGGUGUCACGAAAUUGCCUGCUAUUGUUUACUUCAGAAAACGCUUUCCAAGCAUAUACAGAGGCGACAUCAUGUCCGAAAUCGAAGUUUUGGAGUGGCUGCGGAAGAAUAGGUUCCGACAACCGGAGCUAAACAUAUUUAUGUACGCGUUGAUUGCAUUAUCCGUUGCGUUCAUCAUGUACACCGCUUUUUUGCUCCAGUGUUUCAAGCCUUCACCAACGCCUUCCACUCAGCAUCCUAAGCAAGCG